Molecule: messenger RNA, 1206 nt
Organism: Nicrophorus vespilloides
Lineage: Eukaryota; Metazoa; Arthropoda; Insecta; Coleoptera; Silphidae
Gene: Cdk7
Product: cyclin-dependent kinase 7
Exons: 1
Coding region: 75-1094 (339 amino acids)
Biological process (GO): protein phosphorylation; positive regulation of transcription by RNA polymerase II
Cellular component (GO): transcription factor TFIIH holo complex; transcription factor TFIIK complex; nucleus
Molecular function (GO): ATP binding; RNA polymerase II CTD heptapeptide repeat kinase activity; cyclin-dependent protein serine/threonine kinase activity
Source: RefSeq, a predicted model, not a curated record
AUUGUGUUGUUAUUAGGUGAAGAGUUUUUUUUGAAUGAAAGGUAGUGUGAAUUUGUGAUGAUCAUUGGUUCAAUAUGAGCAGCAAAUUGAAGAGAUACGAGAAGAUCGAGUUCUUGGGUGAAGGUCAAUUCGCUACAGUAUAUAAAGCACGCGAUGUGAAGACGGAGGCUAUCGUCGCCGUGAAGAAGAUCAAGUUGGGAAGCAGAGUGGAUGCUCAGGAUGGGAUCAACAGAACUGCCCUGAGGGAGAUCAAGAUCCUGCAGGAGCUGGACCACAAGAAUCUGAUGGGACUGCUGGACGUGUUCGGACACAUGUCCAAUGUGUCUCUGGUCUUUGAUUUCAUGGACACAGAUUUGGAAGUGAUCAUCAAGGAUAACACAAUCAUCUUGACGACCGCGAACAUCAAGUCGUACAUCAUACAGACCCUGCAGGGGCUCGAAUACCUGCACAUGAAUUGGAUCCUGCACAGGGAUCUGAAACCGAACAAUCUGCUGGUGAAUUCGAAUGGUGUGCUGAAGAUUGGUGAUUUCGGUUUAGCUAAAUUGUAUGGAUCACCUAAUAGGCUGAACACUCAUCAGGUGGUGACCAGGUGGUACAGGGCUCCGGAGCUUCUGUUCGGUGCAAAGCAGUACAGUGUUUGCAUAGACAUGUGGGCUGUUGGCUGUAUUUUAGCUGAACUGCUGCUUAGGCUACCAUUCUUACCAGGCGAAUCAGAUUUAGAUCAAUUGACUAGGAUAUUUCAGGUGUUUGGCAAUCCUACAGAGGAGAACUGGCCUGGCUUGAAGAUGCUCAGUGACUAUAUUGAAUUCAAGCCGUUUGCGCCUGUGCCCCUCAAGCAUAUCUUCACUGCAGCUGGUGAUGAUCUUCUCGAUGUUAUAUCAGGUUUGCUAGUUCUUAAUCCUUUGGAGAGGACCAACUGCACGGAGACCUUGCAGAAGUCAUUCUUCAGUAACAAACCUGCACCCACUUAUGGACCAAAACUACCACUACCUCAGAACAUCAGGAAACUCAAGGAUCUGGAGAAACCCUCGUUGAAACGCAAACUGUUGGAGAGCGCGGAAGGAGGGACUUUAUCAAAAAGAUUACUGUUUUAAGUUCAUGUUUUUUUCCUUUUUGUAAUAAAUGUAAAUUUUUCAUUAAUCUUUUUGAUAUUAUACACAAAAGAAAAUUAAAUAUAAGAUUCUCAAUACAAACUGAUGACAUGUU